AGAUACUAACCUGUACUCCUGUGACUCUGUUUCAAUAUGAGUGACAGUACUGGAAGAAUCAACUCGAAAGCUUCGGAUUCAUCGUCGAUCAGCGAUCACCAAACUGCCGAUCUCAGCAUUUUCAACGGAUCCUUCGAUGGAGGUGCAUUCUCAUCGUCCAACAUUCCUCUGUUCAACUUCAUGGGAACUGGGAACCAGCGCUUCCAAUACUCGCCACAUCCAUUUGCCAAGUCGAGUGAUCCGUGUCGUCUGGCUGCCUUGACACCGUCUACACCGAAAGGCCCAUUGAACUUGACUCCUGCUGACUUUGGGCUUGCCGAUUUUUCCGUUGGAAACGAGUCGUUUGCCGAUUUCACCGCCAACAAUACGUCAUUCGUUGGAAACGUCCAGAGCAAUGUUCGAUCAACCCGUCUUUUGCCUGCCUGGGCUGUCGACAACAGCGGAAACAUUCGGGAUGACCUCACUCUCCAAGAUGUUGUUAGCAACGGAUCGCUUAUCGAUUUCGCUAUGGAUAGAACUGGAGUCAAGUUCCUGGAGCGCCAUUUCCCAGAAGAUCAUGAUAACGAGAUGCACUUUGUGCUCUUUGACAAACUUACUGAGCAGGGUGCUGUCUUCACCAGUCUUUGCCGCAGUGCUGCCGGAAAUUUCAUCAUCCAGAAGUUUGUUGAACAUGCAACCCUUGACGAACAGGAACGCCUCGUCCGCAAGAUGUGUGACAACGGAUUGAUCGAAAUGUGCCUCGACAAGUUUGCUUGCCGUGUGGUGCAGAUGUCGAUCCAGAAAUUCGAUGUCUCGAUCGCGAUGAAGCUCGUCGAAAAGAUCAGCAGUCUUGAUUUUCUGCCACUUUGCACCGAUCAAUGCGCCAUCCACGUUCUGCAGAAAGUUGUCAAACUGUUACCAAUUAGUGCGUGGAGUUUCUUCGUCAAAUUUCUGUGUCGCGAUGACAACCUGAUGACUGUUUGCCAAGACAAGUAUGGUUGCCGUCUCGUUCAGCAAACCAUCGACAAGCUGUCUGAUAAUCCGAAGCUCCAUUGCUUCAACACACGUCUUCAGCUCCUGCAUGGACUCAUGACAUCAGUGGCACGCAACUGCUUCCGACUUUCAUCGAACGAGUUCGCUAACUACGUCGUUCAAUACGUCAUCAAGUCCUCUGGAGUCAUGGAAAUGUACCGUGAUACAAUCAUCGAAAAAUGUCUUCUCCGUAACAUUCUAUCGAUGUCGCAAGACAAGUAUGCUUCCCAUGUUGUGGAAGGAGCUUUUCUCUUUGCUCCACCUCUCUUGCUCUCAGAGAUGAUGGACGAAAUCUUCGAUGGAUAUGUGAAGGAUCAGGAGACGAACCGUGAUGCUCUGGACAUCUUGUUGUUCCAUCAAUACGGGAACUAUGUCGUCCAACAGAUGAUUUCCAUCUGCAUUUCUGCACUUCUCGGAAAAGAGGAACGUAAGAUGGUGGCAUCGGAAAUGCGCCUCUAUGCCAAAUGGUUCGAUCGGAUCAAGAAUCGUGUCAACCGUCAUUCCGGCCGCCUUGAGCGUUUUUCCUCUGGAAAGAAAAUAAUCGAGUCGCUCCAGAAGCUCAAUGUGCCAAUGACGAUGACGAAUGAGCCAAUGCCAUACUGGGCUAUGCCAACUCCACUCAUGGACAUCAGUGCCCAUUUCAUGAACAAACUGAACUUCCAGAAGAAUUCCGUCUUCGACGAAUAAUGUAAUUUUGUGUAUGUACCCCUUACUGCCACAAUACCCCAGAUUUUGAACAUAUUUUAUCGCACCCCCAUACUCGCCCAUUGUACUAUUAAUUGUUUUUUAAUUGAUACCUACUCGCCUCUUUUGUAAGUCGCUAGAUUGUGCCUCUACUAGAAACGCCAUCUAGUGAUAAUAACCGACGCUUCGCUUCUUGUUGCAUAUGUAGUUGACCCCAUCGCGUACUUUUGUACAUUUUGUGCUUAUAUAACUUUUGUAACAUAAUGGAAGUAAUUUUUAAAGGUUGCUAUGGUGUCGUAAUAAAGACAAUUGUAGCUUGAAUCGUGUUUCUAUACUUUUUAUUAUAAAAUCAGUAUUUAUAAAUCAGUUGACUG
Messenger RNA from Caenorhabditis elegans, 2069 nucleotides. RefSeq names its product Pumilio domain-containing protein 5 (gene puf-5). The coding region runs from base 37 to 1698 and encodes 553 amino acids. Gene Ontology annotation, cellular component: P-body; cytoplasm. Lineage: Eukaryota; Metazoa; Nematoda; Chromadorea; Rhabditida; Rhabditidae. The transcript has 5 exons. The record is from RefSeq and is marked reviewed. Gene Ontology annotation, molecular function: RNA binding.